AUGCAGUCCAUAGACCAAGAUACCGAUGAAGUCGAACGUAUCAGACUACUCCGGAAGAUAUCCUCUCUCGAAUCAAACGAACUUACAGAUCCACCUUCAACUAGAAGCCUUCGUGGUCUCAAGUCACAGUAUAAUGCUCUGAUAGAAACGAGUAUCCAAACAACUCCAUACCCUGACUUGUUUGAAUAUCUACCCACAGAGAUAUGGAUGGACAUCCUUCUCGAGGUCAUUGACGAUGACUGUCUGAAUAUUCUACCGCUGACACAGGGUCUACCAUUAUAUAUGACGAUUGAUAUUCCUAUAACACCUAUUCUACGGGAUGCUUUUCUACAAAGAGAGGCAAAUCGCAUUCAAUACCUAAAAAUUAAAAUGCUCCCUGGGCAUUCUCCGUUCUGGAGCGAGAAUGAUAAUGACCCGCUUAGCCAUUUGUUUGGUUAUUCUAUCGGCAGCCUUUUCAAAGACUUGGGACAAUUACCAUUACUCGAGUCUCUGACAAGUGAUAUAGAUGAUAGGGGAGACUCUGCUCUAUGUUUGGCGCUUCGUUACCUCAAUGCGCCCAACAUCAAGUAUGUGACACACGUCUCAUUAUCUGAUGAUGCCCUAGCGCUCCCUAUAUAUACUGGUUUACGAUCUCUAGAGACAUACUUGCAGUUGGGAACCGUCAUACCCAAGCUGGUCAAGUUCACUGACCUCAAGGAGUUGGUUCUCUCUGGUGUUGCGUGGGAGGAACAAGGGGAACAAGAGAUGCCUCCCGAAUCAUAUAUCAAAACAUGCAAGUACAUUCCCCCUCUAGAGUACUUGCGAUCACACCAGAGAUCUUCGAACUAUAUUUGGCCACUUUUGACCCAAGUGACCUCUAGUAUCCGUGUGCUAAAACUCGAAAUAAGAUGGGGGAAAGUAUUCGAGCUUCUCACCGCAACUUAUGAAGCACAUUAUUUACACCAACUCCAAAUCUCCAUCUUCGUCGAUCCCUACGAAGACGAACUCAAAGACAUUGGGUGGAAGACACCUACGCUUCUUCAAUUACAAGAAUUUGGGUUAAAAGUGUAUCCAAGGGGAGAUAUAGCUAUACCCAAGGCGACUCAUAUCCUCCUGAACGCUCUUGAUGGCAGCUUGGUCAAUAUUCAGACGCUACAUCUGGAUUCCGACAUCGUUGCCAGUGAUCUAGUCCGGUUUCUCAAAGGUAUGGAACAUUUGAAUGUAUUGAACAUCAAAGGUUCUGUAGAAAAUGAUGAAGCCAGAAGGAUAUCUUGCCCCGCAUUGAAAAGACUGGUGGCGGAAACGGAAGGGAUCUUACGUUACGUAAGCAUGCCAAACCUCUUCAGCCUCACGAUACAGAGUAGGUACGAUCUGGACAAGCCAAUAAAUGGCGUACCCAAUCUAGAGAUCGAUCGCAGCUUUGUAACAAGCGUCCAAUCAUUAUCUCUGGAUACUAGAAUUGCAAAUAUUCUCAUCCCCGAUGGCACUAAGUUUACGCAGCUCCUCACACUCGAGUGGAUAGGUUCUGGGCGAACAUACUUUCAUCUGUAUCACCCAUUCCCUUCCCUUACCAAAAUUACUUUUGCUGAAUCCAAUCAAUAUCUAGGAGCGAGCUCUUUCUGUGAGCUGUUACUCCGGUACCCUCGAUUGUGUCCACGUCUGGAGACGGUUUAUAUGCACGAGUACCCAGAAUGGGACAUGCUCCUAUACAUGCUCCUGAGACGAAACGUGUACCAGAGUCAAGACAACAUUUCACGAAUUACGAGUAUAGGGCUUCCAGGGUAUCCAGCUCCGAGCAUAGUCGUGCCCCUGAACACUUUACUACUAGGCAAGAUUCCAUUGGAGAUUCCUUCUCUCGAAGGAGUUUCAUAUAUGCUCAUUUACUCUGAUCCUGCCAUGCGGGCUAUCCAAAGGAGGAAAGCGAAAAUGCCCCAAGGGUCUGAUCCGCCUCUUCCCAAUCACCUCCGAGACUGGUUCGACAUCUGGAAAGAAAGGGAGUACGCAUGGGCACAAAAAGGGCUCGAACAUAAAGACUGGAGACAGCGAAAAAGCCACUGCGCGCGACAUAAUUAUUCGCGACUCGUCGUGAUUGAUGGUCACACUCUAGAUGUUCUAGACAUCAUAAUUGAUUCUAAAGAGCUCGAGUACCCAGUAUUUCAGAUUGGUGCUGAGUGGGGGGUUGGACUGGACAUACCAAGUGUUGGAAGCGAAGACCUGGAACCUGGAAGCGACAACGAGGACCCUCUAUCUCAGAUAGAUGACAAGGUAUUUCAGACUGAUGACGAGCACUCAGGGUCUGAGGCUGGCAACGAGUACGAUUGUGGUAGAGUGGCCGAUCUAAUGCGGGCUGGAGGGACUCCUUGA
Molecule: messenger RNA, 2343 nt
Organism: Acaulospora colombiana
Lineage: Eukaryota; Fungi; Glomeromycota; Glomeromycetes; Diversisporales; Acaulosporaceae
Source: the annotation of a GenBank genome assembly